AUGAAUAUACUGAUAAUAAACUCCAAAUGUUGCCUGCUGGUUUUUAUACUCUGUAGAAUUUGCCACCUGAAAGAAAAUUGCACAACAAUCAAAAGAAGCGGACCAAAUCACAAAACUGGCAUCUUGAAGUCUCAAGCCAACGAAUCCUACCAGAACAACAUCAGGUGCUACUACUACUUCGAAGCGUUGCCAGACGAAAGAGUCGAACUUAACUUCACCGUUUUCGAUGUCAACGGCGUGCCACCGAGAUGUCUUCACGAUUUCAUAGACAUAUACACGCAGCUUGAUAGUUUGAAUGUAAGCCUUCUAGAUGUGCCCUCUCAGGGUAGAUACUGUGGUAAGGACAAGGAGAAUCUGCCUUACUUAAUCAUUUCCGUAAAAAACAUAGCCCUGGUCGACUUCCACACAGACAGUAGUGGAGAUGGCAAAGGUUUUGAGUUGAUCUAUCGAUUCUUUUCAGAUGCCAUAUACAAAGUGGGUACUAAACUGCAGCAAUACCUCUGCGGAUUCCUGAUUAGUGACCUAAAAGAGGGCACCAUCUUGUCCCCAACCUACCCCGGCAUCUACCCGGACAACAUCAUGUGCUUCUACAAGUUUCAGGGUGAGGUUGGAGAAAGAAUCAAGUUGACCUUCAACGACAUUGACCUUUAUUCAGGGGGUAAUUACUGUCCGUUCGACCACAUAAAAAUUUACGACGGGCCCAACAAUGAAGCCCACGUCAUCGACACCAUCUGUGGCAGCCGGAAGGUCCCUAUUGCUUUUUACUCCAAUGGAAACUACCUGCAAAUAUUCACGGUUGGUGAGAGUGACGAGACACCAUCGCAACUGAGGGGUUUCAACGCCUCAUUUGAAAUCGGGACUCGAUUUGUCGAUUUGAGUUUAGUAACUCUUCUUUGA
This is a messenger RNA of Helobdella robusta, 897 nucleotides long. RefSeq lists its product as hypothetical. Bases 1 to 897 code for a protein of 298 amino acids. The record is from RefSeq and is a predicted model, not a curated record. The transcript has 7 exons. Lineage: Eukaryota; Metazoa; Annelida; Clitellata; Rhynchobdellida; Glossiphoniidae. Gene Ontology annotation, cellular component: plasma membrane.